AUGAGUAAUGCUUCCUAUAUAUGCGAGGAUUUGCUUACAGUAUUUGAGAAGGCCCUUCAGCUUCCUCCAAACUCUGAAGUCAUAGAUGUUCUAGCAAGAUUUGUGUGCCAUUACAACAAUUCAAAUGAGGCUUUUAAGUUAAGCAGUCAAAUCCAGUCAAUAAAGGAAUCUGUCUUACUUCUGCAGAAAGUAAUUCAUGGACAACAGAGCCUGCCAGAUUCAAUAAUGGAAGAGUUUUUGGGAUGGCAAGAAAUAGAACAGCAGCUCGCUGAAAAUAGUGCUUCUUACUGUAAAAUUAAUCAGCUGCUGAGCACAAAGGCACCAUCUGGAGAGGAUGUCUAUUUCAGCUCUUGUCAGGAGCAGCUGCUCCUCUCAUUAGUUAUUCGUACGCUUGAAGAAAUAUGGUUUGGUUUUGAGGCGAACCCACACUGGAAGGAUGUAACAACAGUUGUCAGGACAAUGUGUGGCAUAGCUCAAUUUGUGAAUGAGGCAAAAGGCUUCAGAAGAGGCCAGUCAGAUUAUGCUGGAUCAUCCCUGUGUACUGGAAAAAAUCUCAAUUUUAAGGCCUUAAUUGAAUAUUAUUUAGCACUUCUGCAAAACUUAUCAAAUUCCCCAUUUGCUUCAUGGGCAAGGAUUUUGACAUCUGUCAAAGAGCUUCUGACAAGUGAAGAAAACUUACAAAUUCCUGAAGAGAAAGAAGACAUAGUCAACAGCUUGCGCCUUGCAGAAUUCGUACAAGAAAAUUUGAUGCCUGGUUCUUUGGCUUCUUCAAGCCUUCAAGAUGCCCAAUCCCUCCUAGACACAGUGUUGAAUAAUGCUAUUACAUGGAUUAACAGUUUUGCCAGUGUGGAGACAAAUGAGUCUGCUGUGGAUUUUUCUGACCUCAGUAAAAAGCUACUAGAGAAUUUUCAACUUGUUUCAAGGCUCUGCCCAAAUGAGCAGGCUGAAGUAUUUUGGGAAACGGUGGAAAUGGUCUUGUAUGAGCUUGAUCCUAAACUACCACACCUCUUGAUGGGUACAAGUUCAACUGGAGAAGUAGAGAACCUGGAGAACUUCUUAUCUAAAAUUGUGUUCUCUGUUCCAGAAAAUCAGAAAGUCCUUAAUAAAAGCCUUCGGUUUUUCCAAAACAUCCGCACACAUUGGCCUCAAUGGAAUGUUGGUGACAUAAAGGUUGUAAACAAUUUCUGUGAAAAAUUCAUAAUGAGUCUGUAUGAGGUUGGGUUAUUGACCCAAGAACAUGUCAGUACAGCUCUCAGUACCAUGUACAAAAUGAGAAAUCUGUCUUGUAUUCUACUCUCAAAUGCAACUGCUGUAUCUAAAGUACAAGACACAGGGAAAAUUGUGUCUGAUUUCUACCAAAACAUCCGCAGGAUAGUGGAUAGUAAAGCUGCCUUGCUUGUUGAGAUGCUUUCCACUGUAUAUCAAAACACUGAUCAAUUCUUAAGAAUCCAAAGCAAUAGCUCUUUGUUAUCUUUCUUCCACAAAACUUCAGAAGACAUUUCAUCUACUCGAAUACAGCUUGCUUUCCAAAAUAUGAGCAUGGUUUUUGACUUUCUAUCUGAAAUUAUAACACUUCUUGAUGGUCUUACUCAGAAGCCUCUCUGUGAAAAGUUAGAAAGAGUUUACAACUACUUAAUCCUCCAGGCCCAGUCCCUUGCACAGAAAGGGGAACAAGAGGUACAAGUUGUAUAUAAAACUCUGGGGAGCCUUAAAGCUAUGUUUAUAGAAAAAGAGCUACGUACAGUUGCCUUCCAAUACUUAGAACAACUUUUUGACAUUCCACCAGAAAGCCUGUUAAAUAAUGAAUGUACUGAUUUUUAUGUUCUUGGCAUUCCUUCUGAGGAACCUUCAGUAAAGCAUUACAGCUCACUUCUUCUUCCAUUGGUCAGUGUUCUGUCCAAUUCAACAGACUUUGGGGUAUCUGUGCCUUUUGCCAUGCAUUGCACCAUUACCUGGCUUCAGAUGUGGACAGAGAUUCUUCAAGAAGCUUCUGAAAUGUUAACACUGGAUUUAAAUUUUAUCACAUACCUACAAAACAGCCUGACCCAGAUUUCUGAAGGGCUUGAAAAUAUAACCCAUGUUGAACCAUGCAAUGUGACAUUUGUAGUUAGUCCUGAAACUACAUCUGCGUUGAAUCUACUAGGCAUCAUAACAGGAGCUGGGAAAUUGAACAACUGGGAGGAUUUUGGUGCCCUUGAUGAUCUUAUAAGUGCACUUAAGAUUGCAAUUGAUAUCACCAGCAACCUUACAAGGGAAAGUCUGGAGGAAGCUUUCCAAACAAUGGAAACCGUGAUCACAGAAUUACAGAAAUCUCUGCUGAAGACUUUUAGCAGGGAGUUUUUGGAUUUCUGGGCUGGCAUUUUUGCUCCAUUGAGUUCUAAAGUGGAAUAUAAGAAGACAAACCUUUAUUCAAUUGGGCAUUCACUUUCAAGUAUCCUGAAGCUUUCUACAGAAGAGCUGGUCAUUGUUCUCACAGAGCUAAAAGAGACUGCUGGAUUCCUUAAAAACAUAUCUCAGGAUCGUUACCUACUGGCUUGUGCCAACAUUCUCCAGAAUGUGACAGAGCUAGAUUUGACAGCCAAAAAUAUUUCACAAAUACCUUUCUGGUUUCAUCCUGAUUACCUUCUAACCAUUGGUAAUAUCCUGAAUGGAGUAAAGGGUUGUAAUGAGUGGAUAGAUAUUAUCAGUAACCUCAGUGAGAAAUUAAUCUCCCUUUCCAACCUUGAAAACACAAACCAUGUUUUAUUUCUGUUGUUGUCUCUGGGAAGCCUUGAUGAUAUGGAUUAUAGUCUAGAGAAUAUCCUGGAUAUUAUUAACAUGGCUUAUUUUGAUUUGGAAGAUUCUCUGUGUUUACAGAAUGGUUCUGAUGCACACUGUAUGAAUACUUAUUUCAACAUUAUAGAAAAAAUUUUAAAAUUCACCCAACCAACAUCUGAUGUUAAAGGUGAUGCCCGUACACUUGACUUUAUCUUUAAGCUAUUAAAUAGCUCAGGGGGCCAAAUAGAAACAAUAGUUAAGCACUUAAUGAAGUACUCACAAAACACAUCUGACUUGAAACAGACAUAUUUCACUAAACUAAUCACUGGAGCCACUGAGAAUUCAAGUGAAGUCCCUAAUUUCUUUCAUAGUCACCAGCCUUCUUCAGUAGCCCACUGGAAAAGAAUUUGGAUUUUUCUGAAAAACCAAACUGUUGCAAGCCUACAAGACAGCACAUCUCUUCUGGACAUUGUACAGCUCCUAAAUUCAUUAGAGGCGAUCCCCCAAGACAAAAAUAUAAGCUUGCUAAUGGAAUCCUUUGAACAACUAAUAACUUACAUUGCAUCAAACUUGUCACAUAAUAUGCAAAGUAUGCAAAACAUACCUCUGCAGAUGUUGAUGAAUGCAGCAGCUGUUGAUGUUGAACUGGUUGGGAAGGCAUUAAAAUUUUUAAAGUCUUUUAGCAUUUUCAAUUUUUCAAUAAUAUUAGGUGAUAACAAAUUUCUAAAGCAUAUGGCAAAUUUGAUGCAAAACCUUGAGAAUACAGAUCUAGAAUUCUUAAUAAAUCAGCUAGAACAGGUCUGUAAGAGCCUGAACAAAUUCUUUACAAAUAUUAAAGCUUUGAAGGUUGACAAUCCUGUUUGGGGAACAUUGACAGGCUGGUUACAUAUGCUUGAGAACAAUUCACACUUUUGGAACUUGACAGAUAUAUUGCCCGUCUUAGAAUUGUUUCAAGCUGAGCGUGAUGAUUUUGUAGAGGCACUUUACCUUCUUCCUGAUGUCUUCAGUCUUCUAGAGCAGUUACCUCACAACAGCAACAUCACUGAUGCCAUAACUGAAGUAUUUACUUUCAUAUUGAGUCAGGAAACAAAUAUGUCAAUAUAUGCCAAGGAAGAUUUAUCUAGUAAAGCAAACGGCCUCCUAAAGUUACUGGAGCUAGUAACAAAUAUGCCUGAUGAAUCUGCAAAGACCUUGAGUUGUCUUAGCACAGUUGCCUGCUGGAAUCUCACAACAGCCAACCUGUUGCAUGAUCCUGCUUUGAAGCCUUGUAACUUAGAUUCUUCCUUUGUUUACAACAUGGUUGCUGAUGCAUUUGAGCUACUGCAGUUGACAGCUCCUGCAGGAAAUUCUCUAUGCUCUAAUGAAGAGCUACUGAGGGAGGCCUCUUACAACGUGACUUGCUUUUUCUAUCAGCUCAAAGAGUGGAACUCCUUUUUUUUGAGGUUUUCUGAGAUCCACCAUCUGGAUGAUGACGUUCUGAUGGAUUUAGAGGAGUUUUGGGAUAAUCUGUCAGUCUCUUUUAUGUCUUCAGGAAACAGUAGUCUUCAUUCAAUUCAUUGCCCAUCCACACCAAAAAGGCAAGCUGCUUUGCGACUCAUCGAAGUAGUGAACAAUAUGACAACAGCAGACAUCGGGAGGGCCAGAGCUGUCUCUGCCCAGUUAGCAGAUCUGCAUAGCUUUCUACGCUUGAAUAGAAGUGCAGGAACUUCAGUUAUAAACACUAUUCUUACUAAUUUAAAAAUCAUGGUCAAUGAUAUUACUGGAAUGCUAGAUUCUGAGGAUGUCCUCUCCUUUCUUUCUGCAGCCCAGCCUUUAAUGGCACUCUCUCCAGUUGGAAAACAAACUUAUGUGGUAUUCAUGGCAUUAGCAACUUUAAGUAGGAACAGUAGUAGUCUGUUUGAUAACUUUGAGGCCCUCUGGCUUGAUACAGAGAAAAGCAUAUGGGAUUUACUGGUGAAUUUUGAUGUCAGCCACCUGCUCUCUGUGAUAGAAAAAGAAAUUCAACUACUAAGUACAGCAGCAGGACAAAACUCUUCACUGGCACUUGGUAGUUUCAUUAAAUGGUUUAAUUUUUCAUCUCUGGAAACCACAAUAACAAUUGUUGAGGGACUUCGAGAGAUUGAGAGGGACUGGCUGAAUGAGUACACUCAUAAAAAUUAUUCUAGAAUAAUAAAUGCACUAGUUCUCCUCAUGGCUAAUGAAAACUCAUCAGAUGACCUCAUUGCAAUUAUCAAAGACACCAUUGACUUUCUGGAGGUCUUCCAGAAUGGUUCUAGAGAUUAUUUCAAUAUUUCAUUUGUUACUGAUCUUAAUGAAGAAAAGCUCAAUAAUGUUCAUGUUGCUCAUUUGAUUUUGCAGAACAAUAUGCUUAAUAUGAUCUCUGACUUUGUUACUGAAGAAGAGAUAAUGCACUUAAAUUCUACAGACCUUCAAAUAGAGGAUUUCAUUGAUUUCUUUUUUAACAAUACGAAAUAUGAAAACUAUAGAAAAAAUACUGCUCCAUUCCAAAGUAGGGUAAUGGAAAUGGUAAAAGUGAUACAGCAGAUAUUUUUUCCAUCUUCUGCAGAAUAUUACAGGAACAAAAUAAUUGUCUUACUAAAAGAAUUGCACAGGGAUAUAAUGGCAGAAAUGAGUAUAUUUCCCCGAGAUAAGAUAUUAACUCUUCUGAAUUUGGAUUGGUUGAUCAAGCUACAGGAAGAAGUUGAUGGAUUGAAGGAAAAUAUAAUUUAUUCUAGUUUUAAAGAACAUCUGUAUGACCCACUCAAAGCCAUAUCAGAGGAUGAGACACUUCACUUUGAUAGUGCAAAAGGACUCAAGUUUGUGAAGGAUUUGUUUAAUGUCCUAUUUGGAGAGUCUGCUGAAAAAAAUGGCACCCAAGAUAACUAUGAACUGUUUGAUUUUAUGAAUAAUUUUAAUGCAAAUAAUUCAUGGAAACUUGUUCAGAUGACUAGAGAUCUUUCCACAUCUCUCCGAAUUAUGAGGCAAACUUUUGCAGAAAUGGGAAAGAUAGUGGAUAUUUUCAUGAGUAAUCACUCCAAAGAUUUCCCAGAUUUCUAUUCUCCUUUCUGGGAAAUGGACUUUGUCAGUUUAGCAGAACUGUUAAUCUCUUUAGACAAGGUGUUUCCUUUGAAAAAUAAAGAGGUAGUAGAAGCUACAAAAAUAUUACUUUAUCUUAUUUCAUGGAGCAGUAGCACUAACUACACUCAUGAACCAUUUUCAGAGACUGCUGAUUAUUUGAACGCUUUGCUGCUGAAAAGUGAUGAGUUUGCAAAGCUAUCAGAAGUAGUAGAAUUUAUUGCUAAAUUUCUGGCAUGGUCCAAGAAAGCUUCAGAAAAGAUAGUUACCAUUUUUGAACAACCUACUGGCUCGGAUACUACAGAAAACAUAGACUACCUCCAUGUGUUCUAUCCAGUUCUUCAAAGAGCUGUUUGUAAUGCAGUGAAUGAGUUAACUACAAGUGAGACUGCAGAAGAUGUCUGUUCAAAUGAAAAACAUGUGGCAGAUUUGGUGAAAGCAUUUCUUGAUUUGACCUACUUGUCUAUUCAGGUUGAUCAUUCCAGUUCAAAUGGCUCUGAGACUGUAAACACAUCCACCAGAUUGCCUGCAAAUCUGAGCAAACUAAGUGAAUUAAACAAUAUUGUAGGUGAAAUUGCUGCAUUUCUAGCAGAUGUGCGGAAUUAUUCUUGGGUACUAGAAAGACUUGUAACAGUUGUUACCAGUGCAAAUAUAAACUCACCUAAUAAGACUGUCAGCCUAAUAGAGUAUCUUCUUUGUAUUUUUGUACAAAUAAGUGACAUUACUAGCAAAAUAGCUUUAGCUAGUACACUAAAUCUUACUAACAAUCCAACACAAGAAGAAAAAUGGGGCGAAAUUCAGGAAAUGAUUGCUAAUUUGCACACAAAAAAAUGCACAUCCAUAAAGGCUUUCAUCAGAGCUGUGGCUGAUCUGCUCCUGGGGGGGUUCUGGGAAAAUAAGUUAAAUGAAAAUGACUUAAAUCUGCUGCUGACUUAUGCAAACAACCACGAUGACUUUCUGAGAGUUAUGGAAAUCAUUAUGGAAUUGUUCAAUUUAACAAAUAAUGUUUCUGAAAGAAACUUCAGCCUGAGGUCAUUUUUCGCCAGCCUUAUCAACCAAAAUAUAAGGUACCUUCAGAAAGAACAAUCCAGCUGGAAAACUGUUAUUGAGGGCUCAUUAAAUGAAAUUCCCUGGGUGGAGUUGCUGCAUUUAGAUAAUAACCAGCCAGUGAAUUCAACAAGAACCUUGGUCAAAAUGUUGUUGGGGCCCUUCAUUAUGGGAAUCACUGGUGUAGCUGAUACAGACCAGCUACAAAAGAAUGCACAGGGGCUGAUUCAUGGUUUUAAAUGGAUGCUCAAACAAUUAUCAUCUUAUGAAAAAUAUGCCCAGCGACUGAUUGGCUUGACUGAAUAUUGGCAACAAGGCCCACUAAAUGAUCAAAGUGUCUCUGAGAUGUGCCAGGUUUUCCAGAAGCAUUUAAGUCCUGCUAGUGUCUUACUGCUACAGAAUGUACAGAUAACAGCUUUGAGCAUACUUAAAAUCCUUGCAGAAAAACCAGCAGUCAUCAGCAACCUUCUCUGUGCUUUUUCAAGCUGUAAAAAUGGUUUAACAAAGCAUCUUCUCCGUUCUGUUAUUGAAGGAAUCAGUUUGAUUCAUGAUCGGUAUCAGGUUAUUGAAAAAACGUGGCCCAUUUCUAACCAAGGAGAUUGUGAGAAUGUUGUAAAUAUAAACAAGAAAUUUUCUGGUACUCUGCAUAGCUUCCUGAGAACUUUACAAAACACCACUGACAGCAGCUGUGAAUGUCAGCUCAUAUUGGAGGACAUCCAGAAGCAUGUACAAAUAUUGGCUGAAAACCUGGAGGCAUCUUUGUCAGGAAACUCAGUAGCCACUUUUCUCAGUAACUUCAGUCUACCGAAUGAUGUGAAAAUCAAAGACUUGGUGCAGAACAUUACUGAACUGACUCUGCAACUUCAUUCUUCAGUCAAUAUCUCUGAAGAAACCAUAGACGUCAUCUUGGAAGGGAGUGGCUCACAUUCCAAGUUUCUUUACAGUGUUCUUACAGUAGCAUUAGCUGGAAGAUGUGACAAGGAGGUCCUUAGUCUUUUGCUGACCCUUCCUGGAAAUGACAAAACUUCUCAGGCAGUGAAAGAACUUUGUACUUUGCCAGCGCUGGACUUGUAUACUAUGACUGUACUGAUUGCUCAGAAUUUGAACUUGCGUAAUAUCAUCUAUAAGGUCGAGAUCCCUUCUGAGGUAGAUAACUUGCUUAACACCUUGUUGGAUCUAGUUUCUAGCAUCAGCUCUCUUUUAAACAAAGCCCAGCAUGUCAUGGAAAACCUUCCUAUAUUCUUCCAAGCCUUCAGAAAUAUGUCGCUACUGGACAUCUCUAUAUUCCAUCAGGUAAAUCAGGGUGGUCAAUCGAGAAGUUCUGCUAUUGGAUCCCUUCAGGCAGUAAUCAAGGCAGUCUGUAAAGAGCAAUCUUCAUUCUUCAGCAAUGCCAACAUGUUCAUUGACAUGCCCAGAAUCACAGAACUCUUGGAGGAGGAUAUGGCAAAAUACAGCAUUCCCAAAGACUCAACUCCAUUUUGCUUGCAGCUUUAUCAAGAAAUUUUGCAGUCGACUAAUGGGGCUUUGCUGUGGACCUUCUUGAAGCCCUUGCUACAUGGGAAGAUACUCUACACUUCCAACAUUAAAAAGAUCAGUCUGGUGAUAGAAAAGGCUAAUCAGACAUUCAGUUUUGUGGAGAAUCUGAAGACUUACGCAGAGGCAUGGCUCAGGGUGUCCACGAUGUUUAAACAUGGCGAAAAUUUCUUCAUGCUUAGUCAACUUCAGGAAGCUUUGCAAAACAGUUUUAUAAAGAACUUCAUAGAAAGUCACUUGAAUCUUGAUGUGGGAAAAUUUGUUGGCAAGCUGCGAAUAUAUGAGGCUAUGAUGGACAAGAUGCUCAACAACUCAGUGAUUGAGCAGAUUGACCUGUUGUCACAGCUCAUGGUAAAUAUCUCCUCCUGUGUGUUACUGGAUCGUUUCCAGCCUUUAGAGUCUGUUGAGAAAUUGGAGGCAAAGGCUCAUGAGCUCAUGCAACAAAACAAUUUCUUGGCUAGCAUCAUAUUCCAUGCAUCAGACAACAAGGCAAACACAGAUUACCUUCCUCCACACAUUUCAUAUACAGUCCGGACCAGUGUUCUGUUCAGCAUGAGAACAGAUUUGAUUAAAAACCCAUUGUGGAAAUUCCACCCGCAGAACCUGCCAGCUGAUGGAUUCAAAUACAACCACAUCUUCAUUCCACUGCAAGACAUGAUUGAAAGUGCAAUUGUUUCAGUGCAUGCUGGAACUGAUGCUUCAGAGCCAGAAAUACAAGUGCAAGCUAUGCCGUAUCCAUGCCACACAAGUGACCUAUUCUUGAACAACAUAGGGUUUUUUUUCCCACUCAUAAUGAUGCUAACAUGGAUGGUAUCUGUUGCUGGCAUGGUCCGGAAACUGGUUUAUGAGAGAGAAAUUUGUCUUGAGGAGUAUAUGAAGACAAUGGGUGUGCACCCAUCCAUUCAUUUCCUAGCCUGGUUUCUGGAGAAUAUAGCUGUACUUGCUAUAAGCAGCUGCACUCUGGUGAUCAUUUUAAAAGUGAGCGGCAUCUUUGCUUACAGCAACAGCUUCCUCAUCUUCCUCUUCUUCCUUGAUUUUGGAGUUGCAGUUGUUAUGCUAAGCUACCUGAUGGGUGCAUUUUUUAGCAGUGCCAAUACAGCAGCCCUCAGUGCCAGCCUUGUGUAUAUGAUAAGUUUUUUACCCUACAUAGUUUUGUUGGUUUUGCAGAACCAACUGAGUUUUGCCAACCAGAUCAUUGCUUGCCUUUUGUCUACAACUGCCUUUGGACAAGGGGUGUUUUUCAUUACAUUCUUUGAAGGCCAAGAAAUAGGAAUUCAGUGGAGCAACAUGUACCAGACCUUGCCACAAGGAGGAUCUAUUACUUUUGGAUGGGCAUGCUGGAUGAUUUUCUUUGACUCAAUUAUGUGUUUUAUAGCUGGCUGGUAUUUCAGCAACACAAUUCCUGGUCGAUUUGGAUUAAGGGAGCCAUGGUACUUUCCUUUAACUGUCUCCUAUUGGAAGAACUUCUGCAGUACAGACAGGAGAAACAAACCUCUAACUUACGGUUCAAUGCCUCAAGAGCAGAAAAUCACUAGUGAAGAAGGAAUAUCUCAAGGCGUAGUACUUAUUUCACUCACCAAAGAAUAUACACAGAGCAGAAAGACUGCAGUUAAAGAUCUAAGCCUCACUUUCUACAGAGAUCAGAUCACAGCUCUCUUGGGGCCCAAUGGAGCUGGCAAGACAACAGUUAUAUCAAUGUUGACAGGCCUGUCCCCACCCAGUUCUGGUACCAUUAUCAUCAAUGGAAGGGACAUGCGUACUCAUCUGCCUGCUGUCAGACUGGAAAUUGGUGUUUGUCCACAGCACGAUGUACUGUUUGACAUGUUAACUGUGCAAGAGCAUCUGUUGCUUUAUGGCUCAGUGAAGGCGUCUCAUUGGACAAAGAAACAGUUAAACCAACAAGUCUUUAGAGCCCUGAAGGAUGUGGGUUUAUCUGAACAUCAGGACAAACUAGUUGGUACCCUGUCUGGGGGAAUGAAAAGGAAGCUCUCAAUUGCCAUUGCCUUUAUUGGAAACUCAAGGACAGUCGUUCUCGAUGAGCCCACCAGUGGUAUAGAUCCAUGUUCACGGCGUAGCAUCUGGGACAUUCUCUUGAAGUACAGAGCUGGUCGCACUCUGGUUUUCACCACCCACCAUCUCGAUGAGGCAGAAGUGCUCAGCGAUCGUAUUGCUAUCCUGCAGCAUGGGCAGCUGCACUGCUGUGGCUCUCCCUCUUACCUGAAGGAAAAAUAUGGCCAAGGUCACAGCCUAACGCUCAUUAAAAAGCCCUCCAUGUUUGAAAUCCAGGAUCCCAAGGAUACUGUCCGAGUUACAUCUCUGGUGCAGUCCCAUCUACCAGAAGCAUUCCUGAAAGAAAACAGUGGGAGUGAGCUGACCUACCUGAUUCCAGGGGUGGCAGACAAGGCCUCCUUUAAAGGUCUUUUUCAGGCUUUGGAUGAAAACCUUCUACAUCUACGUGUGACUGGUUAUGGCAUUUCAGAUACUACCUUGGAGCAGGUGUUUUUGAAGUUACUGCAGGACACAGGGAAGAAGCCAUCUGUGCCCUUGGCAAUAGACUUGGAGGCCCCAAUUGCUAAUGGUACUGAAUCAACCUAUCAGAAAUAUAGCUCUCUCAUGGAUGCUCAGACUGUGCAUGGAGCCAGCCUCGCUCUCACACAGAUUGCUGCCCUUCUGUUGAAGAGGUUUCACCACACCAGACGAAACUGGAGAGGAACGCUGUCAAAUGUUUUACUGCCUGUCCUGUUUGUUACCAUGGCAAUGGCCUUGUUUACUGUGAAGCCAUUGGCUAUUGAUUAUCCUUCGCUCAAGUUGACCCCUGGACUUUAUGACAAUGCAGAAUCCUUCUUUAGCUUGAAGUGCCCAAUUAUUAAUAUCUCAGUUCCCUACUUGAAGAAUAUGCAAGGACAUCUCCUGUACAACCUCUCAGGGUUCAAUGUGGAAGAAUAUUUAAUCAGACCUUCUAACAAAGCAAGAUAUGGAGGUUGGACAUUUGGAGUGAAAAUACACCCUGAACUUCAAGGUGUCAAACCAAACUGGGCAAACUCUAAGCCUUUGGCUAAGGUGUGGUACAACCAGAAAGGGUUCCAUUCACUGCCAUCAUACUUAAAUCAAUUGAACAACCUUAUUUUGUGGAUGAAUUUGCCUUCUAAUGUGGACUGGAGACAAUAUGGAGUCACACUAUAUAGCCAUCCAUAUGGAGGAGCCUUGCUGGAUGAGGACAAAAUAAUGGAGAAUAUUCGUCAAUGUGGAGUAGCACUGUGCAUCAUGUUGGGAUUUUCUCUCCUUACGGCAUCCAUUGGAAGCUCCAUUGUAAAAGACCGUGAGUCUGGUGCAAAGCGGCUGCAGCACCUCACUGGGCUUGGCUACAAGACUUACUGGCUUGGUAACUUCCUUUAUGAUAUGCUGUUUUACUUGGUUCCGGUUAUCCUGUGCAUUGGUGUUAUUACUGCCUUCCAGCUAUCCGCCUUCACUUUUCGACAGAACUUGGCAGCCACUGCUCUCCUGCUGAUACUCUUUGGAUAUGCAGCUUUACCAUGGAUGUAUUUUGUGUCCAGAUUCUUCUCAAGUUCAGAUGUAGCCUUCAUUUCUUACAUCUCCUUAAAUUUUGUGUUUGGUCUUUGUACCAUGCUGGUGACUCUCUUGCCUCGUUUGUUAGCUAUAAUUACCAAAACACAGAGUUUUGAGAAUCUCUACAGCAUCUUCAAAUGGGCUUUUAUUGUUUUCCCCCAAUUCUGCUUGGGCCAGGGUUUAAUAGAACUCUCCUACAAUCAAAUCAAGUUUGACCUGACAAGUAAUUUUGGAAUUGAUUCUUAUGUGAGUCCUUUUGAGAUGAAUUUCCUUGGUUGGAUCUUUGUGGAAAUGGCCCUGCAGGGAACAGUCCUCCUUCUCCUGCGGGUUUCCUUGCACUGGGAUCUGAUGCAAAAACCAAGGGGCCAUUGUUCCAUCAGCAGCACAGUCAAUCCUUCAGAAGACAUAGAUGUAGCAAUGGAACGAAAGAGGGUCUUUGGUGGAAGAACUAGUAAUGAUAAUGAUGUCCUUCUGCUAUAUAACCUCAAAAAAUUGUAUCGUGGUUUCAGUAGGAGAAGCACUGCUGUGAAAGACAUCAGCUUGGGGAUUCCAAGGGGGGAGUGCUUUGGACUGCUUGGUACAAAUGGAGCUGGGAAGAGUACAACAUUUAAGAUGAUGACUGGAGACAUCACCCCCACUGCAGGGUGUGCUAUGGUCAGGACCCCAACAGGGUCUGAAAUAGAUAUACUGUCUGCUAUCUCUGAGGGCAUUCUGAUUGGCUACUGCCCACAGCAAGAUGCCCUGGAUGAACUUCUAACUGGUUGGGAGCAUCUUUAUUAUUACUGCAGACUACGCGGAGUGCCAACACAAUGUAUCCAUAAGGUAGCUGGGGACCUUGUUAGCCGAUUACAUCUGGACACCCACGUUGACAAACUGGUGAGGACAUACAGUGGUGGCACAAGGAGGAAGCUAUCUGCAGCUCUGGCUUUGGUUGGCAAACCACAAAUACUUUUACUGGAUGAGCCCAGUUCUGGAAUGGAUCCGUGCUCUAAGCGGUACCUCUGGAAAACAAUCAUGAAGGAAGUUCAGGAUGGCUGUGCAGCUGUGCUGACAUCACACAGCAUGGAGGAGUGUGAAGCGCUCUGCACGCGGCUUGCUAUUAUGGUGGAUGGCAGUUUCCAGUGUCUUGGUUCUCCCCAACACAUUAAAAACAGGUUUGGAGAUGGAUAUUCGGUCAAAGUUUGGCUUAACAAAGAAACAAGUUACCAGAGUGCUAUCUUGGACUGUCUGCAGUUACAUUUUCCAGGAACACAAUUUAAGGGACAGCAUCUUAAUCUGCUGGAGUAUGAUGUCCCACGCAGAUGGGGCUAUUUAGCAGAGCUCUUCAAAGUCCUGGAAAAUCACAAACUUUUGUUCCAGAUCAAACACUACUCCAUUAGCCAAACUACUUUAGAACAGGUAUUUCUUAAUUUUGCUAAACAACAGCAGGAACCCUCUCGUUCUGCACAAGACUCUUCCACCAGUCAUCAUGACCGUCUGCCAGUCUAGGCUCUGAGCAGGACAUAAUCCAGCAGUAUCUUUUAUAAGCAAUAACAUUUUUCAGCUGGACAGAGCCAAGCUGUGUGUGGGAGGCUGGGGUGGGGAGGAGGGAAGCUUUCAAUUUUAGAGGCCAAAGUCAGAGGUAGCACCACUUAGUAGUAAGAAUGAUUAGUAAAUGUAUGCAUGCCAAAAAAAAGAAAGAAAAAACCCCAAAUUGUACUCUUUGGGUUUUUUUAAAUAAGCUGGACUUUAUUAAAGAAGAGUCUGUUUUGCCUAAUUAACGUAACGUAUAUAACAUAGCAAAAGGGCUGAUGUGGAAAUGUCAGUCUAUAGUUGGAUCUUUUUGGUGAAUCUAUAUUAAUUUAACUACAAUCAUUUUCUCUUACAUGCACAUUUAAACAUGGGGGGGGUUACAAUGGGGAAAAACCCAUUGGAUAUUGGGAACAGCCAUGCUAUCAUACAAUAUUUGUAUCUAAUAACACAAAUGAGAGCCUUUUGACUUUUCCAUUAAUUCAAUUCUGUGUUGUGACAAGUUAAAUUAGUAUUAUUGUAUAAAAGAGGCACUAUAUUUCAUAAGGGAUUUAUGUUUAAAAGGGUAUUAGUAUACUACUUUGCCUCAUGGCUAUGUUAAUUUAGCAAGAUUUGAUAAAUCAUACAUGACAAUAAUUCUCCCUUGUACCUGUGGUCUGCUUCUUUAGGAAUUCUGAAUAUAUCUUUAAUAAUGACCUACUUUGUUUUUGUUAGCUUUUAGAAAUUACUGGUUUUUUCUUUUUCUAAGAGAAUGUGAAAAUAGGUUUGAAUGAUAUAUUAAAAGUAAAUGAGAUAAGCAUACACACACUAAUCAAUAAACUUUGUAUUAAAUUUAUGCUGAUUUAAGCUUUUUCAUAAAUGGUCAAACUACAGCCUUCAAUGAAGCCACCGAGCUGCUGAAGUGAAAUCUUUUAAUGAAUAAAAACUGAGCUGCU
Gavialis gangeticus (Gharial) is the source of this 14423-nucleotide messenger RNA. It is a transcript of the gene ABCA13, whose product is annotated as ATP binding cassette subfamily A member 13. Gene Ontology annotation, cellular component: membrane; intracellular membrane-bounded organelle. Gene Ontology annotation, molecular function: ATP hydrolysis activity; ABC-type transporter activity; lipid carrier activity. The record is from RefSeq and is a predicted model, not a curated record. NCBI's taxonomy places the organism in Eukaryota, Metazoa, Chordata, Crocodylia, Gavialidae. The transcript is spliced from 50 exons. Gene Ontology annotation, biological process: lipid transport; transmembrane transport. Bases 1 to 13467 code for a protein of 4488 amino acids.